Paramormyrops kingsleyae is the source of this 4980-nucleotide messenger RNA. RefSeq names its product opioid receptor, mu 1 (gene oprm1). Lineage: Eukaryota; Metazoa; Chordata; Actinopteri; Osteoglossiformes; Mormyridae. Gene Ontology annotation, molecular function: beta-endorphin receptor activity; G-protein alpha-subunit binding; G-protein beta-subunit binding. Gene Ontology annotation, cellular component: plasma membrane; neuron projection. Gene Ontology annotation, biological process: G protein-coupled opioid receptor signaling pathway; neuropeptide signaling pathway; sensory perception of pain. The record is from RefSeq and is a predicted model, not a curated record.
CAAAGCAAUGCAACACCAUUUGUCUCCUGCAGGGGGCGAGAAUGGUCAUUAAAAAGUGGCCUAAGGGUCAGCUUGGACUGACGAGGCACGUGAGGCGUGUUGCUGCUCCUUCUGUUAGCAUCCUGAAUUCUCCACUUGCAUCAAAGGGAAUGGCGAUGUGGGCCGCCUCCAGAGUGAUAACCACAUGUUUACGCGGGGGAGAAAAACAACAAUAGUCAUUUCAGUCACCCUUGCAGGAAAUGAGACGCAUUCAGGCAGAAGCGAGUGCUUUCUGUUGCCAUAGAGACAACCGAGCGAGUCGUCUACCAGUGAGAACGGGAAUGAAACUGGCUAAUUCUGGAGUACUCCAUCCGUCUCCUCCUGUUGACUCUGCCGGGUCUCGGUCCUGUGGGCGCCAGUGGAAUGUGACCGGACUCAUUUUUUCCACACUCUAAUUCGGCAAAUUGAGUCUUGCGUCUCGGGACCCCGGCAACAAGCCGUCACUAAGACCCUCCAGGAAGCCCGCAGUAAACAAACGGGCAAAUUCAGCAUCGGCGCCUCCUCUUAGAGCCGCUCCGUGGUUAAUCAGUAGCCUUUCUCGUCUUCCACACGCAGCGCCACCAAAUAUUUGCCUUUUGCUUGGUCUUCUGUUCGAUGUCUGAAAUUUCAUAGCCAUAAAACAAUAGACCUUGCCGAAUAUCUGUCCUGUAAAAAGGACUGUGCUCUAAUUGGCUCAUUAGGCUUGUAAUCUCAACAAACCAUUAUCUUCAUCUGUAUUGACCUAGUCUGUUGAUCACUUCGAAUGGGGCCAUAAUCCUUACCGAAAGUCUCCAUAAAUAUUAUCCCCCACCCCCGCCCGCCUACCUCCAUAUGACCGCCGAUGUCAUGGAUCAUUUGGUGGCACCUGGAAGCCCAUGAGUGUGACAAAACUGGGCUUCAGCUACAGUGUCAAGACAUUUACUCAAAAUUUACGACCACAUUUAGUCAUUAAAGUCAGAAAUCUAGAAUAAUGGUAUUUAAUGAUAACUCUGUAGACGGCUGUGUCUGUCUCUAUUGGGGGUGUCCCCUCCCCUCACCCUACUGCAGGGCCCGUUCACAUCAUCAGCCCUCAUUUUUAUACAUAAUUGUCUUAUUUACCAAAGUUACAGAACAAAACACAGCUUUUGUAGAGCAUUGCUGCCCAUAGCACAAACUCCGGACCAGUUCAUAGGUGCUGCUGUUACUUAGCAACGAGAUGAGAGUAGAGUAGAAAAACAUAUGCUUUUACUGGACCAUACAGUCAUGCUUCAAGAAUGAGUUUUGUUUGUUUUUUUAUUCUUUUCCUGACAAGCACUCCUCCUCCCCACUUAUUAUCAACAAUCAAUUUCAGAGUGACUACUCACAUUCAUAGUUAUUUUUGGGCAUUUGUGGUCUUAUGAGAAGAUGGAUCACCUUAAUAUAUACCAUUUACAGGGGUGAAAAAAAGAUAAAUCUUGGAGGUGGAUGACGGGAUCGGCGGAGUACAGCUGCGAAAAGCCCAGCCUUAAAGGUGCCCGUAGACUUCAAACGACGUCUGGACAAAAGAAAAUCAAACACGUUGGCAAGAACCAACUGUCGCACCCCCUUCUCUAUUCUGUCACGCCACGACCGUAGAAGGCGCAUGUUUGCUAUGUAGCAGACCGGCAUAGGGAGCGUGGAUACACACAUUGUGGCGAGUGCGUGAGUCACUUUAAUAAAGGAGAUGACAGCUUUUUUAAAAUGGGAGUUACUGUCUUCAUUAACAGCUACUAUCGGUUUAAUACUAGCAGCGGCACCGACAAUUUACACGACACUCACGGUGACACGCCAAUGAAACACGCAUGUCACAGCAAACUCUACAUGGUUACAACAUUUACUAUUAACAGAGAUACACAAAUACCUAUAAAUUUACACCAUUUAAAGUGCAAUGCAAAGCAUGCUGGGAACUGCAUAAUUAGCCCUCAGCCAAUCGUGGACGGUGGGUGGGAUCAGAACAAACCAGGAAGUUUGUCUCGGGGAGGCGCCGCAGGCUGCAUGCGGUUGAUUUCGCCUGAAGUAUACAGCCACCUUCAGCAAGGCUCUCUGAUGUCUCCCGUCAGAAAAUGUGGCUUGUUCUCCGUGCCGACUUGAGAUACACGAAAAUGAAAACAGCCACCAACAUCUAUAUCUUCAACCUGGCCCUGGCGGAUGCCCUGGCCACCAGCACGCUGCCCUUCCAGGGCGUCAACUUCCUGAUGGGCACCUGGCCCUUUGGCGAGGAGCUCUGCAAAGUGGUGCUCUCCAUCGACUACUACAACAUGUUCACCAGCAUCUUCACGCUGACCACCAUGAGUGUGGACCGUUACAUCGCCGUCUGCCAUCCCAUCAAGGCGCUCGACUUCCGCACGCCGCGAAACGCCAAGAUCGUCAACGUCUGUAACUGGAUCCUUUCUUCUGCCAUCGGCCUGCCCGUUAUGAUCAUGGCCUCUACCGUGGCUCACAGGAAUGCUCCAAAAAUCAUCGACUGCACCCUGAAGUUUCCCCACCCAUACUGGUACUGGGACAACCUGCUGAAGAUCUGCGUCUUCAUCUUCGCUUUCAUCAUGCCCGUCCUCAUCAUCACGGUGUGCUACGGGCUGAUGAUCCUCCGCCUGAAGAGCGUCCGCCUGCUGUCUGGCUCCAAGGAGAAGGACCGCAACCUCCGGCGUAUCACGCGCAUGGUGCUGGUGGUGGUGGCCGUCUUCAUCGUGUGCUGGACCCCCAUCCACAUCUUUGUUAUCAUCAAGGCCCUGGUGAACAUCCCCAACUCGCUUUUGCAGUCCAUCACUUGGCACUUCUGCAUCACCCUGGGCUACACCAACAGCUGCCUCAACCCCGUGCUCUACGCCUUCCUGGACGAGAACUUCAAGCGCUGCUUCCGCGAGUUCUGCGUCCCCUCUCCAGCCGGCCUGGACCUGCAGAACUCCUCUCGCAUCCGGCCUGCGCACCGUGAGCAUAAUUCCAGUGGGCACACCCUGGAACGGACCAACCAGCAGGUAUGACUAGCCAUGGAGAUGUCGUCGCUGGACUCCCGCGGCCAGCUGCACGUCGACAUGAACUCCGAGGUAACGCAGGUCACGACUGGACUCUGACUGUCCCGUUGCUCUUGGGCUGGCCAAGGCGAACGUAUCCGACGCGCCGCUGGACUGGUCUCCCGACAGCAGCCUCUGUUCAGAUGACAAAUGCUUUUUAUUGCGGGAACCCAACGCGGAGGUUCUCAGCAAAACUGCAGACUCCUUGCUAGUGCAGCAUUUCUAGCUACCUUUGUCAGGCGUAGCAUGUGAUUCAUCUACAGCAGAGGACCCAUACUGAGCCAUUUAAGGUCUUGCCAAGUGAUGUUUUCAUGCCAGUGGUGAUCAGAUAAUAUAUUCUGAUCCAUGUAAAAAAAAAGAAGCAGCGUUGGGUUUCCAUGAAUGACUGGCCCUUUCAGCCAAAGCGCAAAGCUGUGAUGUAUGUGGCUUUCAAACACAGACCUUCACACGUAUCUCAGAAAAGCCCCGGAAUGAGGUGGGAUACAAGCUGAAGGUUGGCAAUACAGCUCUAUUUACCUUAUUUGCACAUUGUUACUUAUACGUGGUAUUUGCUCGUUACUUGAAAUCAUUCAACUUGUACAGAACUGAUGAAAUUUGGUACAGGAUCAAUAAAUUAAUUAAAUGCAUUUGCAAAUGAGUUCCGCUCCAAAAAUCUAAUAAUAUUUGGUUGUGCUCACACUGUUACUCACCAUCAGAGUUGCCCACCGUGUACCAGCGUGUAAUUUAACUCUGUGUCAGGCAGACACAGAUAUAUCCGAAACUCAGUAGAACACCGUCUGCAGAAAGUGCUGUUAUCAGUAACAACUUGGCACCAAUAGUAUCUCAUCUGACAGCUGCCAAUCCAUCACAUCAGACCCUUUAGUCCUAUAGUGUCUCGGCAGUAGCAUUUAAAAACCAACAUGAGUGGACAGCGUGGCAGUGCGGUGACCUCACAGCUCCCGAUUCGGCGGACAGCGUGGCAGUGCGGUGACCUCACAGCUCCCGAUUCGGCGGACAGCGUGGCAGUGUGGUGACCUCACAGCUCCCGAUUCGGUGGACAGCGUGGCAGUGCAGUGACCUCACAGCUCCCGAUUCAGGAGUUCGAAUCCCUCCUGCAGUGAGGCUAACUGGACUGUCUAUGUCGCCCGUAGUGCGUGAGUGUUUACCCACAGCAGACUGGUAUCCUGGACUCUUUUGUCUGCCUGGGACAGAGAGGCCCCAGACCCCCCCUUAACCCUGACAAGGAAAAGGGUUUUAAAGAUGGAUGGGUGCAUCUGUUAAAAAUAUUUUUAUACGUUGCAGUUUUUUGUUAUGCCAAUUAUAUAUAUAUGCUUUAUGUAACCGCUGUACUGUUAAAUAAAUGCCCUUGAGGUUAAAUAGUAUGUAGUCAUGUUGUGUAAUAACUCACGGCAUUUUGUUUCAUGGUGGUGAACUUAUAUAUAUAUAUACAUAUGAAACCUUUAAGAGAAACUUCACUCCCUUAUCCCACAGUAUAAUAUUAUAUAAUGGUGAUGCUUUAAAACGUCUGUUUCACCUGCCCAUGUUCCUUAAUGAACGUUCAAUGUGCAUGGAGCUGCAUAUAUCAGUUUUUAUAAAUUUUAUCAUUGGUACAAUUCGAUGUUUUUUUCUGAAAAUGCGGAAAUGAUUCUUUAUGCCUUCCAGCUUUUACUGAAUGUUUUUUUUCAUUUUCUAAAGACCUAAUAAACUAUUAUAUUAUUAAUUAUGAUAUAUUCCUGGCUGCUGAUUAUUUACAUUGCUGUACACAGACACACAUCCGUCACACAGAUUGCUGGGUAAUAUUCCUGUUCUCACACAUUUAUUCCAAUGAGUUGCUCUGCAUUAUAAACCCCUGCAUUCAGGAGAGGCUGAUAUUCAGAUGAUCAGUCCAGUGGAAAGUGGUUUAGACUGACAGCCAAUCACACAUCCCAGGUCGUCACCAUCAGCACAGACGUGGACAGCAUUUGUCUUAGUGGCC